GACUGUGCAGUGAGUGGGUCCUUGUUUACUCAAUAAGUAAUGAUUAGAUCGGGGAUUCUGCUCCACAAAUGAGUCAGUAAUUUUUGACCACUGUUGAAUCUGAUAAAAAAAGAGCGGUCCGGUUGCUCCUCACCCAACUUGAAGACAACAUAAUGAAGUCCUGGUGCACCCUUGCUUUCCUCUGGUUGGCAUAUUUCAGCCAUGGAACUCUGUCCUGCCCGCCACUUUGCAAAUGCUACCACAGAAGAGCUGAGCUGGUCUGCAAUGAGGUUCCCCUGACAGAGUACCCCUCCGAGGGUCUCCCGAAGAACACCACCAUGCUGACCAUCCAGUUCACGAACAUCACCUCCAUCUCGGAGCAGGACCUGAACGCCACGCCCCUGCUGAAGGGACUCCACCUGUACAGCAACCAUCUGAAGAACCUCUCCUCUCAUCUCCUCAGAGGCGUCCCUCACCUCGACACUUUGGAUCUCACGGGAAACAAGCUGUCCGACCUGCCAGCGGAUGUCUUCAGCCACGCCCCGCUCCGCAACUUGGUGCUGAAGAAUAAUCAGAUUGAAAAAGCGGAUGCCGAGUGGCUCCCUGGUAACAGCAGCAUCACCUGGUUGGACUUAUCUGGGAACAGAUUGACGAAGAUCCCGACCGCUCUGCUUCAGAAGCUGCCCCACCUGGACAACCUGGACCUUACCAACAACCGUCUGGAGACGAUCUCUGCAAAUUCUCUGGACCCGCUGACCAAACUUGAGAGGCUGAACCUGCAAAACAACAAGCUGGACACCCUGGAUGCGUCCAUACUCCAGAGCAACCGUAACCUCACCUAUCUGUUCCUCUCUCGGAAUAAGCUCAACAAACUCCCCCAAAACCUUUUCCAGGGGCUCGCUCAGCUCAAACUCCUGACUCUGGAUGACAACCAGCUGAGCCACAUCCCUGCAGGUCUGCUGGACCCUCUGAGCUCCCUGGACGAGGAGGGGCUGGACCUGACCGCCAACCCGUGGCUGUGUGAUGGGGAGGUGGAGUACCUCUGGAGGUGGCUGCAGAAGAACAAGAAGAAGGUCUUCCUGCCUGAGACCGUCACGUGUACCGGACCGCAGGCUCUGGUGGGGCGCUCAGUCAUGUCACUGACAGAAAGUGAACUAAACCUCCAGUCUUAACAUUUUACAUCCUCAUGGUUAUAAUCUGAUAUGGUGAUGUAGCCAGUUGUCUUACUCUUCAAUCACUGAAACAUUCUCUUUUGUUAAUGUGAAUGUAUAAUUAAAUAUGAUACGAGUAAAGAGAUCGCUCAAGAA
Messenger RNA from Sebastes umbrosus (honeycomb rockfish), 1286 nucleotides. Its product is annotated as leucine-rich alpha-2-glycoprotein-like. Bases 153 to 1151 code for a protein of 332 amino acids. The transcript is spliced from 2 exons. NCBI's taxonomy places the organism in Eukaryota, Metazoa, Chordata, Actinopteri, Perciformes, Sebastidae. The record is from RefSeq and is a predicted model, not a curated record. Gene Ontology annotation, cellular component: plasma membrane. Gene Ontology annotation, molecular function: protein binding.